UUAAAAUCGCCACCGUAAAUUAGGUGACAUGAAAGAUCAAAACCUGCUCUGCUCUGCUCUGACUCUUCCUCUUCUCUCUACUUAAAACCUUAAGAGUAAACCCUGGGCCAAUGACCGGCGCUGGAGAAGACGCGCCGGCCCCGCUGGAGUCUAACGGCGGUGAAUUCUUGCUAUCUCUCAUCCAAAAGCCCCGGCAGCAGCAAACCUCACAGCAGAGUUUACCCAGUGGGUCCACUCCCAUUACUCCAAAGACUCUCCAUCAACAAUCUCUCGUUAUCGAUCCCGCUGUUGCGGCUGUUGGCCCCAGUAUAGCCUUACCGCCGUCACCGUGGCCAGCCAAUGGUUACGAUCUUCCUUCUCCAGUUGUCCAUCCUCCCUGGUCUCACCCUCUCGCCCCGCCUUUCCCUCCCGGUUUCUUAGGGUUCCCUCAAUUUCCGGGGAACCAUCUCUCCCCGAACCAAUUCCCGGGAAAUCAAAGGGUCUUGCCCGAGGAUCUUCACAAAUUGGGGUUUCAUGGAAACGCAAAGUACGGAAUUCACAACCUAGCCCAGCACAAGCAGCAGGAACAGCACAAGCUUGUGUUUGGCUCCUUGCCGAACAACAGUGUUCAGAGCCGUGAUGGAUUACUAAACGGAAGUUUACCAGAAAACUCCAAGUUCAAUUCAGUCAAAGACCUCGAGCACGAAGUGAGGAGUCGGCAGUUGAUGAAUUCCAAUUCCAGCCCAAACUCAUCUCAGCAUUGGAGUUUCGAUUCUGGUGAGCGGGAACGGAGAGGAGGAGUCGGAGGAGGAGGCAGCGGCAGAGGAGGCAGCGGCAGAGGAAAGCUGCAGCAGAGUGGGCAUUAUAAAUCCACGCCACCUCCUGGAUUCUCCAACAGGCAGAGAGGAGGCCAUUGGGAAUUUGGGACUAAUGAUAACAAUAGCAGGAGGAGGGGACCGGACCGUAAUGUGGGUAGGGCAAAGGGGGACAUGAGUGAACUGAGUAAUAGAAGUUCUCAGGCCGACAUUGAAGAAGAAAGAUUAAGGAGAUCAUCUAUUGUAGAUGGUAAUGAUGUCGGGCUCAGUGGACAGUUCAAUCACCCUGGUCUGCCUGCCGGGAGCAAUCUGCAUUCUGUUUCAGCAUCUGACGUUGAAGAUUCAAUGUUGGAGUUGCACUUUGGGGUUCCUGAAGAAGCAGAUGGAGAGGGUUACGAGAGGGAGGAGAGGUUGAGACGGGAAGGUGAAGAACUUGUUGAUUCUUUAUUGCUGGAGGGGGAAACCGAAGGAAGGGAUGAGAAGAGGCAGCAUCGAAACUUCCGUGAAAAGGAAUCCCGAGUAGAUAGCCGGGGACAGCGUCUGCUUAGCCAAAGGCUGAGAAACUUAAGAAGGCACAUUGUAUGUCGCAGAGACAUAGAUAGCCUAAAUGCUCAUUUUCUUUCAAUUUACGAGUCUCUGAUGCCUCUGGAGGAAGAAAAAGCAAAGCAAAAGCAAUUGUUGAAGUUGUUGGAGAAAUUAGUUCGUGAAGAAUGGCCUGAAGCUCGGUUAUUCCUUUAUGGAUCAUGCGCUAAUUCAUUUGGAGUUUCUAAAAGUGACAUUGAUGUUUGCCUUGCAAUUGAGGACACAGGUACUAAAAAGUCCGAGAUAUUGUUGAAGCUGGCAGAUAUUUUGAAAUCAGACAAUCUCCAGAAUGUGCAGGCAUUAACUCGUGCUAGGGUCCCUAUAGUAAAGCUUAUGGAUCCAGUGACUGAACUAUCAUGUGACAUAUGUAUAAACAACAUUUUGGCUGUUGUAAAUACAAAGCUUCUUCGUGAUUAUGCACAAAUAGAUUCAAGAUUAAGGCAGUUGGCUUUUAUUGUGAAGCACUGGGCAAAGUCCAGAGGAGUUAAUGAAACUUAUCAGGGAACCCUAUCCAGCUAUGCGUAUGUUUUAAUGUGCAUUCAUUUCUUACAGCAGCGCGAACCUGCUAUCCUUCCAUGCUUGCAGGGUAUGGAGGUAACUUACUCUGUUACCAUAGAAGAUGUUGAAUGUGCUUUUUUCGACCAAGUUGAAAAGCUUCAAAAUUUUGGAUCCCAUAAUAAGGAAACUAUUGCUCAGUUGGUAUGGGGUUUUUUUAAUUAUUGGGCAUAUUGUCAUGAUUAUGCAAAUUCAGUCAUAUCUGUCCGAACAGGAAGCAUAAUCAGCAAGCGAGAAAAGGACUGGACAAGGAGGAUCGGAAAUGAUCGACAUUUAAUAUGCAUAGAGGAUCCAUUUGAGAUAAGUCAUGACCUGGGUCGAGUGGUAGACAAAUUCAGCAUAAAAGUUCUGAGGGAGGAGUUUGAACGUGCUGCCGAAAUUAUGCAGUAUAACCCUAAUCCUUGUGCAGCUCUUUUUGAACCCUAUAUUCCCGGUUAGAUAGUACUUAAAUUUUGGGUAUAUCAGAUGUAAUUAUGUAGUAAAUAAUUGAGUAUGUAGAGUUCCCAGAGCGGGCUUUGCGAUAUGUAUUCAAGGGUUUUUUUUUUCUUUCUUCUAAAUUAUCUUGGGGCUGUAUGGGCUCCUCGGUAAAUAACAAGCUACUGGGUUUUAUCGUAGAAUAUCUCCAAUUAAGAUUUCUAGUUUGUUGCUUAUUUUA
Messenger RNA from Carica papaya (papaya), 2586 nucleotides. Its product is annotated as Nucleotidyltransferase family protein. Lineage: Eukaryota; Viridiplantae; Streptophyta; Magnoliopsida; Brassicales; Caricaceae. The record is from RefSeq and is a predicted model, not a curated record. Gene Ontology annotation, molecular function: RNA uridylyltransferase activity.